UAGACAUCAACUUAAAUCAAGCGCACCCUAAAACCAUUUGUCAAAGUGAAUAAUGAAUUAGUGUAAAGUGAAAAUAAAACAUGGAGUCCUAUGAACAAGCAUACAACAAUAACAAUUUGAAAAACAACUACAACGAAAUGAAAAACGAUUUCUACAAUUAUCAAGAUACAAACUCGAAAAGUCAACAUAAGGACGAAACGAAUUAUAGAUUGAAAAUGGACGAUAAUAGCAAUUUAACAACACCUUUCUCAGUGAAAGACAUAUUAAAUAUAAAUCAAAAUGAUUACGAACGAAACGAUAUGUGGAAGAAUGAUAGAGACAGAAGAGUAAAUGAUUUCGAACCUGUGUACCAUCAGAAUCAAUACUGCCCUGAUUACGUCAGUCAACUCUACCACAACAUACCAGUGCAUAGUAACAUGGAAUAUUGGAAUUCCGAAGUAUAUGAUCAUAAAGUAGACGAAUAUUAUAACUACAAUCAAUAUUACCACAAUUUCUAUCAGACUAAUGAAUAUCAAGAUGUUCCUACUAUCUCCCAAACAGGAGAAAGUUCUACUAAACUCGAUAGUGUUGAGAGAGAACCUCCCAGUGUGAUGCCACCCUUAGGUCCAGUUCCCUAUAAAAGUCAACAACCAAUAGUACAAAAUUUUAAUACCUACCCCAAAGGAGAUGUAAUAGAAAACUUUAAUAGUAUAUCAAGGAAAACAACAAAGGCAGUAGUGACAAAUGGAAAAACGGACAAAAAAGAUAAGAAUACAAAAAGAAAACCUAGAAUUCUCUUUUCUCAAGCACAAGUGCAUGCUUUGGAAAUACGUUUUCGUGCACAGAAAUACUUAACCGCGCCCGAAAGAGAACAACUUGCGAAAACAUUGAAUUUAUCACCGACACAAGUGAAGAUAUGGUUUCAAAAUAGAAGAUACAAGAGUAAAAGGAUAACUUCUCCUGAAGUUUCAACAUCAACGGACGCGAAACCUAGCAAAAGUUCGACAGGACGAAAGUUAUACAAACCAGAAACUGAAUUUAAUCAAAUUAAAAUGGAACCUUAUGAACCUACGCAGACUGAAAAUGAACCCGUUUGUGAUACGAAUGAAAGCGUACCGAUUUACUUCGACGAUAGUUUAAACUACGAUAAUAAUGUACCAGAUAAAUAUUAUAGACAUUUAAAUAUGGAACAAAAUGUUGGAACAUCUUCAGAUAUUUACACGAACAAUAUUGGAGAGACGAAUGAUUACACGGAACAAAACGAUAUUAAGAAAUUUUACACAAUGAAUUAUGUUUGUUGAUAAAUAUAAUUUUUUUUAUU
Molecule: messenger RNA, 1300 nt
Organism: Papilio machaon (common yellow swallowtail)
Lineage: Eukaryota; Metazoa; Arthropoda; Insecta; Lepidoptera; Papilionidae
Product: homeobox protein DLX-3
Exons: 2
Coding region: 81-1280 (399 amino acids)
Biological process (GO): regulation of transcription by RNA polymerase II; cell differentiation
Cellular component (GO): nucleus
Molecular function (GO): RNA polymerase II cis-regulatory region sequence-specific DNA binding; DNA-binding transcription factor activity, RNA polymerase II-specific
Source: RefSeq, a predicted model, not a curated record